CAGGGCAGACAACAGAGCAUUCAGACAUCAACUGACUUCUCCUCUCAACCUUACCACAACCCAACUCCCAAAGCCAUGGCUUGCUGUGUUGCUCGCUGCUGCAGUGUCCCCACCGGCCCUGCCACCACCAUCUGUUCCUCAGACAAGUCCUGCCGCUGUGGAGUCUGCCUGCCCAGCACCUGCCCACAUGAGAUCAGCCUCCUGCAGCCCACUUGCUGUGACCCCUGCCCCCCACCCUGCUGCCAGCCUGAAGUGUACGUGCCAACCUGCUGGCUGCUCAACUCUUGCCACCCAACUCCCGGCCUGAGUGGCAUCAACCUGACCACCUACGUGCAGCCCGGCUGUGAGAGUCCCUGUGAGCCCUGCUGUUAAGCAGUCAACUCAUCUUCCCAGGUUCAGGGGCCUGGCUGCUCAGCAUCCUCUCUAUCACCUGCCCUUCAAUAACUGCUUCUGCUUGCAUCAAAGCUCAAUCAACCCCAAUGCCCAGGAAGAGGGGCCCAUGGACAUGUUUAAAUUCUUAAUGCUUUAUUCCUUUAGGAAUAGAUGAAUGAUGUCUCUCUUUUAAGCUCUAUCCCUGCUUUUUUUGAGAGAUAACCAUUUGGACUACUUAUUAAUAAACUUCAUUCUGGCUUAGCA
Messenger RNA from Mus caroli (Ryukyu mouse), 636 nucleotides. RefSeq names its product keratin-associated protein 3-1. Lineage: Eukaryota; Metazoa; Chordata; Mammalia; Rodentia; Muridae. Gene Ontology annotation, cellular component: keratin filament. Gene Ontology annotation, molecular function: structural molecule activity. The record is from RefSeq and is a predicted model, not a curated record.